Amblyraja radiata (thorny skate) is the source of this 5923-nucleotide messenger RNA. Its product is annotated as NFX1-type zinc finger-containing protein 1-like. The transcript is spliced from 14 exons. Gene Ontology annotation, molecular function: helicase activity. Gene Ontology annotation, biological process: regulatory ncRNA-mediated heterochromatin formation. Bases 224 to 5470 code for a protein of 1748 amino acids. Gene Ontology annotation, cellular component: nuclear RNA-directed RNA polymerase complex. Lineage: Eukaryota; Metazoa; Chordata; Chondrichthyes; Rajiformes; Rajidae. The record is from RefSeq and is a predicted model, not a curated record.
UCCUGGAGGUGCCAGGAACCAAAGAAAACCACCCCAUUCAACAAGUGGUCCAAAGGAAGCCCAGGAAGAAAGCGUUCGGCCAAAAUCAGCAGGAGCAAAAGGCGGGCAGCAUCUGAGGCCGCCUCAGCAGCAAUUCAAACAUGUGCAAAAAGGAUCCCAGACUAUAUGUGCGAAGGACAGAAUCAAGCACCGUGAUCAGUCUGAACCUCGCAGGAGAAUUCCCAUGGCCAUGUCGGAUAUUGCCAGAGAAAGUAAUACCAUGAAUGGAACAGAAAAGCAGCAGAGACCUCGAGGGAGACAGCCUUUCCAACAGGGAAAGGGGAAGAAUUACGUUCCGAUUAGAUCUGAAAAUGAUUCACAGCAACAUCACCAACGCCCGUGGACUCCACGGAAUCGUGGAAACGCUCAUCAGCGCCAGGACACUAAACCAGCUGCUAAGGAAUUCAGUAAACCUAAUCAUCUUGAGCCGGCAACUCUGGAUGAAGAAGAAUUCAUGCAGCUGGAAGCAAUGGCACCAGUGGACAUUGUAAUGAAGUUGGCCUCUCCAAUAAGUGGGCUCAUCGAAUUCUUAAAGGAGGAAAAUACUGAAAAAAACUUGAUCGCAUUCUUUCUGAAAAUUCUUAGUGCGACAUUCAAUUGCAAAUCCAACCAGCACAGUUUGCAUUAUCUGCUGGAGCUAAUCAAGAAAUCCAUGUUUCUGAAAAUCACCCUGCCAAAAUUCAUCAUGAGUGCUCUGACGGAAGUCUUGCCCGAGGCACAUUUGGAGACUUCUAAAUAUCUUGGUUAUACAUUGAAGUUGCUCUGUCAGUUGAUCACUGUCUAUCCUGCAAGCGCUUUUGUGGAAGUGUCUCUUUUAGCUACGUUAGUGCAAUCCACGUCUAACCACAUGCAAUCUAUUGGAUACCCCGUCUCAGAGGAAACUGAGAAGAGCUUGGAGAACCUGCACCAGAUGGUUGCUUUUUUGCAGGAGAGACAGCAAUAUGGGAACUUGAAGUCAGAUACCUACACCUACUUUGUGAAACCUGAGGGGAAUGAAUUUAGACACAUUUCAAUAUACCCGACCUAUGCUGACAUCCAUUUAAUCGACAAGCCUUUUGUGAGACCAAAUAUAAUCAAUGAAAAAUAUCCAGACACUGCCACAUACCUGGACAUACAAUUUCGCCUGCUGCGUGAAGACUUUGUUCGGCCUCUAAGAGAGGGUAUUUCCAACUUGCUGAGCUGUAACCAACAGGAUUUGCGUAAAGGAAAAACAGAUGACAUCAGAAUUUAUUUUGAUGCCCAUGUCCUGGGUCCAAUGUGUACACACACCGGUGUCUACUAUCGGGUUAGAUUUAAUGUGAAACCGUUAAAGUUUGUUCAGUGGGAGAGCUCCAAGCGGCUACUGUAUGGGUCUUUACUUUGUCUCUCAAAAGACAACUUUGAAACAAUGCUGUUUGCAACAGUGGCACACAGAAAUGUUCGGGAACUGAAGAACGGUAUUAUCACACUCAGCUUCACGGAAGACAGUCGGCUGGACUUGGUGGACGUAAAACCGACGGAUUCUUUUCUGAUGGUUGAAACAAUUGCAUACUUUGAAGCCUAUCGCCAUGUUCUCGAAGGCUUUAAACAGAUCAGAGACGAUGAGAUACCCUUUCAGAAAUACAUAGUUCAGUGCCAGACUAAUAUUGCAGAACCAAAAUAUCUAAAACACACUUCUCAAAACUACACCCUGGAACCAUUGUCCCGGAGUAAUAAUUUCAAUGUAUUUGACUUUGCAAAAUGGCCCUCUAAGGAGAGAUUAAAAUUAGAUGAAUCUCAAAUGCUGGCUGUGCAGACAGCUUUAACCAAGGAACUUGCUAUCAUCCAGGGGCCUCCAGGAACAGGAAAGACAUUUUUGGGACUGAAAAUUGUCAGCGUUCUCCUGUCCAACAUAGAUAUUUGGAAGUCCGCGAUUGGUUCCCCAAUACUGGUGGUCUGCUACACAAAUCAUGCAUUGGACCAGUUUUUGGAAGGAAUCCACAACUUUCUGGAAACUGGGCUGGUCAGAGUUGGAGGAAGGAGCGACAGUAAAAUUCUAGCCGAUUUUAAUUUGCACGCGUUAAGAAAGGAGACUGCCUUCAGGAGAAAUCUCCCCAAGUAUAUGAAAUGCAUGUAUCCUACGCUGAUUGAAGAAAGGGAAGAGAUCGAGCUGAAAAUUGAAUCAUUGGCUGUGUAUUUGGAAGCAAGUGCAAAGGGAGUCCUUAAGUUAGGCAUCUUAUCGGAAUACAUUCAACCGAAUCACUUGAAGAGUCUACAGGUGGGCUCUCAAUAUAAUCCAUCGAAGAGAUAUGAUAUUCUGGAAUGGUUAAAGUUGACCUCAGCACACGAAUUUUAUUUCGCAACCAAAGCGACACAACAACAGUCCACAGAAGAUGACUGGGAUGAGACUGCCUCAAGUGUUACUGAGGGAGACCUAGGAAACCUCAGUGACCUGAUUGAUGAGGGGGGUGACGAUGAUGAGCUGAUUAAGGUGACUGUGGAGGCAGAACUGAUACAAGCGGAGAGAAUGAUUGAUGAGGAUGACCUGCAGAAACAAAUUCAAAAUGCACGUGCACGCCGGGCUGCGUUGGAAAAACAAUUUCUGGCAUUCAAUCCCAACGAGGAUGCACCCCCUUUGAAAUCCCAGUCUAAGAACCAAGAUGGUGGUGAAUGGCAGGUCACCAAAGAAAGCAUGGCGAAAAUGAAAAGAAAGAUAAAGCACCAGUUGCAACUCACAGACAUCAUGUCAGAAGAUGAAGCCACAAAAAUAGUCAAUAUCUGGCAUCUUGACAUGGUUGAUCGCUGGCGACUGUACAGGUUGUGGUUGUCAAAGUACCAAGUUAAAAUCAAACAUGAAAUAUUGGAGUAUGAGCAGAAAUACCAGGAAAUCGUCAAUCGUCUUGCAGAGCUGAGAACACAAGAAGAAAUAAUGAUACUCCGACAGUCAAAAGUUGUUGGAAUGACCACCACAGGGGCUGCAAAAUACAGAAAUCUGCUGCAAGAUAUUCAACCAAAGAUUGUCAUUGUAGAGGAGGCAGCUGAAGUCCUGGAAGCCCACAUCAUCACCACUCUCAGCUCUGCCUGUGAACAUCUCAUUUUAAUUGGUGACCAUCAGCAGCUGCGUCCAAGUGCAACAGUGUAUGAGCUGGCAAGAAAGUUCAACUUGGAAGUCUCCUUAUUUGAGCGGCUGAUACGAAUGGAAGUGCCCUUUGUCCGACUUGAUUACCAACAUCGAAUGCGCCCUGAAAUCGCAAAACUGAUAACACCACACAUCUAUGACAAACUGAAAAACAUUGAGUCUGUGAAGGAGUAUGAAAACAUUAAGGGAAUCUCCACAAACCUCUACUUCAUUGAACACCAGGAGCCAGAGGAUAAUAUCAAAGAAGGAAAAAGCUUCCAAAAUUCCCAUGAAGCGCACUUUGUCAAGUUACUUUGCGAAUAUUUCAUCCAGCAGGAGUAUAAGCCAUCACAGAUAACCAUCCUUACCACAUACUCUGGUCAGCUGUUCUGCUUGAGGAAUAUAAUGCCCAAAAGGAUAUUUGAUGGAGUCAAGGUCUGCGUGGUCGACAAGUAUCAAGGGGAAGAAAAUGACAUUGUGAUUCUGUCUCUCGUUCGAAGCAACAAGCAGGGCGUGGUCGGGUUCCUGCGGAUACCGAAUCGAGUCUGCGUGGCUCUGUCGAGGGCGAAGAAGGGCUUCUACUGCAUCGGCAACAUGGGCAUGCUGGCAAAGCAGGUCCCUCUGUGGGCAAACAUUGUGGGGACCCUCCGUGAGAACAACCAGAUUGGCCCCUCGCUGCGGCUGUGCUGCCAGAACCACCCGGGAACAGACACCCUCGUGUCCACGGCUGAGGAUUUCAGUCAGGUUCCCAAAGGCGGGUGCCUGGUGCCCUGUGAGUUCAGCUUGACAUGCGGCCACAAGUGCACUUUGCCCUGCCAUCCUUUUGACCCCAAGCAUAUUGAGUACCGGUGCCCGGGACCUUGCCAGACCAAAUGCAAAGUGGGACACCCCUGCCACAAAACUUGCUGGCAGACCUGCGGCGAUUGCACGGUGAAGGUGGAACAGAUCAUCCCCGGAUGUGGUCACCGACAGCAGGUCCCCUGCUAUGUGAAUCCAAAGCGCUUCUGUUGCCAGGAGCCCUGCGAGAAGACCCUGGAUUGCAGCCACCGAUGCCUGCGCUGCUGCGGGGAGAACUGCACUGAGAAGUGCCCCAGCAGGGUCAAGAUGGCACUGCCGUGCGGCCACACGAGAAUGAUAAAGUGUCACCAGCGGGAGGAGGCUGAGGCCGAGCCCGAGCCCUGCCUCGCGAUCUGUGGAGCGCCGUUAUCCUGCGAUCAUCCCUGCGCAGCCCGCUGCUUCGAAUGCAGUGCCCUGCCAUUCCACGCCGUUUGCACCGUUCCUUGCGCCCACCCACUGCCCUGUUCCCACCCGUGCAAGGGCAUCUGCGGCGUUGCUUGCCCGCCCUGCGCCCAGCCCUGUGGCAACUGCUGCCCGCACAGCAGGUGCCCGAGCAGCUGCGGCGAGCCUUGCCAACCCUGCCAGCAGCCCUGCCUCUGGGCCUGCCCCCAUGCCAAGUGCACCCGGCUGUGUCACGAGCCCUGUGACCGGGCACUUUGCGACCAGCCCUGCCACCUGACGCUCGACUGCGGCCAUCCCUGCAUCGGCCUGUGCGGAGAGCCCUGCCCCGAUAAGUGUCGCGUGUGCCACGUGGAGGAGGUCACCGAGAUAUUCUUUGGUGGGGAAGACGACCCUGAAACCAGGUUCCUGCAGCUGCAAGACUGCGGGCACAUUUUUGCGGUGAAAGAGUUUGACACAUUGAUGCAACAGUCAGAAGCCGACGAAUCCUCAGCAUCGAAGCUCCCUCUUUGCCCCAAAUGCUUGACCCCAAUCCAUAACAAUGUCCGCUACGGGACCCUCAUUAAAAAUGUUCUGGCUAAGAUUGAGCGUCUCAAAGUCAAGAUCGUGGGAGAUGAGGAAGAGGUCAGAUGCCGCAGGGCAUGCCUUGAAAUGUUUCUGGAAGAAAAGGAAGAAUUAAAUGAAUAUUAUCCUCAGGAAACCCUGGAUCUACAAUCUCAGCUACAAGAAUCCAAUAUAAGUCUGCAUAAGCUGACCACCCUUGGACAUAAGAUUAACCUCCUAUCCAAAGUUGCCAAUCUGAAAUCCAAAGAAAGAGAGCUGGGUGAUUAUCGUAGAAGUAAGAUACAAGUCAAAAUUGACCUGGUAGUAGAGAAGAUUACAACGAACAGAUCGCAAUUCACCAGGCAAGAGCUUGAAGACAUCGAAAGAGAGAUCCCCACACUGAAAGAACAGAACAAACUAUACUUCAUUCAAAAUCCAAAGCAAAGUUAUCCAUUCCCUUCAGCACCGCAGCCAUUCUGGAAACUCCGACCGUCUCUUACAGGAGAUGCAAAUUACAAAGCAUGGAAGGAAGAAAGAAUUAACAGAUUGAAGAGUAAAUAUGCUGAUCUGAUAUGAUGCAUCCCAACUUGAGUCCGACUCAGUCACUUGGACAAAUUAAACAUUUUAUAACAUCUGGUUCAGCAAGUGUUCAAUUAUAAUUCUGGGAUUCAUGGGGAGAAGUUGCAGCUUUGUAGAUGGAAACUUCCAGAAUUGUCUCUGAGAAUGAGGUUUCAGGCAGCCAAUGGAGGAGGUGGGGGGGGGGGGGAGCUACGAUCAGCUGAGUUUGCAUAACCUCUCAAGUGGGUUGAGCAAAUCUGUGUGCUCGUCUGCGAUGUUGCAAAAUAAUUAAAGGACAACCAAUUGGCAGCAUUUUGCAUUAAACAUAGAACAGUACAACAUUGGAAUGGGUCCGUUGGCCCACAAUGAUCUCAUCUGCCUGUACAUGUUACGUAUCCCCCUAUUCCUUGCACUUCCAUGUGCCUAUCUCAAAGCUUCGUGAAUAACCAGUAUCUUAUCUACUUCCACCAC